AUGAUCACGCACUUAAAACCCAAGGACUUCAAGGUCUUGUCCUUGACCACCAUCGCUACUCCGCAUAGGGGUUCAGCAGUAGCAGAUUAUGUACUUCAGCAGAUAGGCGAUGACCGCUUAGCCCAGCUCUACUACGCUCUCGAACAGAUCAAGGUCGAGACCGGGGCGUUUUCUCAGCUGACCCGCGAAUAUAUGGAGAAAUCAUUCAACCCUUCUACGCCGGAUGUGGAGGAUGUUCGUUAUUUUUCCUAUGGCGCAGUAAUGGAAGAACGGUUCUGGUCAAUGUUCCGGUUGUCCCACCGUCUCCUUCAACAAAUCGAAGGGUACAACGAUGGACUCGUCAGCGUAGCGAGUAGUAAGUGGGGAGGAGAACACGGCUACAAGGGGACUCUCAUGGGCGUGAGCCACUUGGACCUCAUUAAUUGGAGUAACCGACUCAAGUGGCUUGCUGGCGAGCUCACUGGCCAGAAACCGAAGUUCAAUGCCGUUGCCUUUUACUUGGACAUUGCUGAUAUGAUUGCCAAGGAGGGGCUCUGA
Molecule: messenger RNA, 537 nt
Organism: Aspergillus puulaauensis
Lineage: Eukaryota; Fungi; Ascomycota; Eurotiomycetes; Eurotiales; Aspergillaceae
Product: triglyceride lipase
Exons: 6
Coding region: 1-537 (178 amino acids)
Source: RefSeq, a predicted model, not a curated record